Molecule: messenger RNA, 1303 nt
Organism: Sphaeroforma arctica JP610
Lineage: Eukaryota; Ichthyosporea; Ichthyophonida
Exons: 7
Coding region: 72-983 (303 amino acids)
Molecular function (GO): glutathione transferase activity
Source: RefSeq, a predicted model, not a curated record
GCUUACAUUCCCGUAAGUGUAUCCAUCGAACACGACUUAAACGAACGUUCCGAGAAUAAUAAUAGGUCAGUAUGGCCGGUACAGUUCUUCUGUUUCAUUUCCCACCUGGCGUGGAGUCGAUGGUGGUACGACAGGUGUUGGAAGCAAAGGAUGUGGCAUACGAGGACUCUGUGUUGAAUACCCUAAUUGACGAAGAUAUUGCUCCCUGGUACAUUGAGGAGCUUAACGAGAACGCCGAUGUGCCAACUCUUGUGCACGGCAAGAAAGUGAUUACAGAUGUCCACUACAUAUGCUCAUAUAUCGAGAAGAACUUCCCAGAGCCCUCCGUCGUUCCGACAGAUGCUACUCAGUCGGCUGAGAACACUGACUGGACAAAGCGAUGUCUCAGUAUGGCGAACUCAGUUCUCUAUCGGAAACAGUCUGGUGUGGCUCGUUAUAUGACGAUUGAUAAGCUGAUGCAAAGGUUAGGUACGGCUACACAGCAUAAGAAAGACAAUCCAGCGCUUGCAAGUACAUACGACAAUGUGAUCAAGAAGACUCAGCAACUGAUUAACGAUCUGGAAGACGAUAAUGUUUCGAGCCAGAAAAUGGAGGAACUCGAGGCAUUCCUAGAUGAACUGGAUCUUCACUUGAAACAAAAGCAGAACAUGGUUGGUGGUACAUUUACUUUGGCGGAUACCGCGUGCAUAGCGUUGUUGCGUCACUUGGAAGUGAGUCGGUUAUCUGGUUUGUGGGUUGAUGGAAAGAGACGCAACAUUGCGAGGUACUACCGUCGCCAAAAGGGCAGCCAUCCGUUUGGCGCGGCUAUUGAAGAGUAUCCGAUGACGUUGGAUCUUAUUCUGCCUUCCCUGGUAUCAACUGGAAAGCGAAUGCUGCAUAAAAAGCCAACUCAGACGGCACUGGUAGGUGUAGCGGCUGUACUUGGAAUCGGAUAUCUUCUCAGGGGGCCCAGUCCCAACGCACCUAUCAUGGUUUAUUUUUAGAACGCGGCAAUGUAGCUUAUCGGCGUGACCCUGAGGCGAGGGUAAUUAAAACGAAGGAAUAUCGCGUUCAACUCUAGCGCUCAUGGGACCUUGAAGAGGCUACAAAGCUUUCUUUUUUUUCGGAUGCAUGUAUGAUCUGCUUUGUACCUCGACUGGAUUAUAUUGAGACAUACACACCUGUUCUUCUGAGCCAUUCAUUAUUUACUAAACAGCUCAAAACAGCUCAGCUUGCACUGCGGGCCAGGCAAUAUUGCAAUCAGCAGUAGAAAGUGCAAAUAUAUGAACACGUGUGUGAGAGGAGCUCUUGAGCAUGUGCGCAG